Molecule: messenger RNA, 2208 nt
Organism: Symbiodinium sp. CCMP2592
Lineage: Eukaryota; Dinophyceae; Suessiales; Symbiodiniaceae
Source: the annotation of a GenBank genome assembly
AUGCGGAGCCUGGGGUUGGCCUCAUCUCCCCGGAACCGGAAGAUGGCAAAGAGGACGCCUCUGCAGCUCAGAACGAAAGAGCAUUCGCCUCUCCCAGUGCCUCCUGGGGUGGAGACACCGGCAUCGCCGGCAACGCCGCCAGAGCUACAGUCACCUGGACCUGACGACGAGAACGGGAUUCCAGGUGGUGCCUUCCCGCACAACCGGCCCACUAGCUGGGUUGAGGUCGAGGGCGAAACCAUGGAAGAUCUGCAGCGCGAGCUCGAGGUUGUGACCUGUCCGAAGCCCUGCAUAUCUACGGAGACCCAGACGGACGAUCCUCCUGAAGAGGUGCCAGAGGACUGUGCAGACCGCUGGUUCUCGGGCUUCGUCGAUGCGGUUCCAGCUCGGAGUUCUCAUCCAGCCAAGGUUACCACAGACCUUAAUGCAGAGGCGGCUAGCUCCUCCGACUCUGACUCUGACAGCAGUGACAACGACGAGGUCACCUGCAAGCCCGAGCGGCAGAUACGUCGUCGGUCAGCUGGCAGCCUGAGCCGCGAUCGCGGGGAUGGGCCACAAGAGCCCGAAGCAAAGAACGCAACAGCAGAGCCCGAAAGCAGCAGCAGCAGCUCUUCGUCGUCCAGCAGUCGUGCUUUGUUUCGUAUUCAUCAGAAGACGCUCCUUGCAGAGCCACUGCGCAAGCUGCGGGUACAGUCCGAGAGGAUCUUGCCAGCUAUCGUGACUAUCCAGGUGCUCUUGUUGGCGGCGCUGCAUAGCUCCUACGUUGGCCAAGCGAGUUGCCUACCGGAAGUUCUUCAACGAGCAGGGCUUUGGAACGACACUGCUUCGAGACCGUACCUCCCAGAGGAUACUUUGCUAUACCUCACGAUUACGCUUGGGGACGGCGUCACAGGGCUGACCAUCGUCGAAGCUGGAAGCCACAGGUCAGCAAAUCGAUCCAGCUCGAAUCAUCUUCGACUUGAAGAUGCUUCCGAUGUUUUUGGUACCUACCGCUUUGCUUUGGACCGCGAGAUAGUACAAAUGCACAAGCCGGUCUUUGAGAAGCACAACUUCGAGGUGCGAAACGUGUCGCUGGCGCAAGCUUGCCUCGCGCCCUUGACGCCCCUGGCGGAUGCCUUGCAUUUCUUCAAUGCUUGGGACGGCCUGGUUAUAAAUGAGUUGGCCUACAGCCUUCGGUCCCGGGGAUAUCUGGAAAGGAUGGAUGGCGAUGAAGUUCUUGAGGCCUGGGCCUGGACCAAAGAACAAGUUGAGUCCCCCAAUCCUGAGCAGGGGCGCUCCUGGCUGGCCUCGCUCUUCCGGAAGCUUCUCAUACUGCUCGGUUCUCUGCUCUCCUUCGCAUUAAUAUCUGCAGUCACGGGACUCUUCAUACGCAUCGCCGUGCAUGGUUCCGCCGUGCUCAUGUUUCCGCUUGCGUUAGUGGCACAGACGAUGGGCUUGAGCUCGUCCCGGAUGUCGAUAAACGUGCUCUCCCGCAGCUUUCCAUGGAUUGGAGUCCAUGUGGAUGUUUUGCGGCGUGGUGGUCGUCCUGUUUGGCCUUUGCUUCGAUCGCACAUGGCGUUUCUGCUUGUGCAGUCUUUCGCAUAUUUGAGCUGCAAUCUGGCUUGGAGGUUUCUGCUUUAUCGAAAAUCUUCGCCAGAGGGUUUUGAAGAGAACAUCUUUAGCUUGUGUUCGCUACUUGAGCUUUUCAACUUGAUCUUUGUGCGAUCUCCGUCUUCGGCAGCGCUGUACCCGAAGGUUGCCAGUGCCUGCGUCGUUUAUCUCCACUUCUACAUAUUCUGUUCACUGUAUCCGUUUCACGGCCUGGCAUUUCUAACUUGCGUUGGAGCCUGUGCAUAUGUCAUGGUAUACUGCUUAAACCAUUUCGAAGAGCCCGCGCUUCGGGCAGACCCUUUCAGCAACACCACGCCCACGGUGGCUCAUCCACGAGCUUUGUACCUGCCCCUGUUGUCACCGUCGUGGACUAUUGAAGCAGCUCCGCUGUGGACCAUGUUCUACCCGCCGGAGCAUGCGUCGACGUUCCCGGAAGUGGCUCUCGCCAGCGGCAACGAGCUCCUUCUUCAGACGAGGAAGCAGCAAAGGCCGAAGGUGCAGCUCCUGCCAGCGAGAUGCCAGUGGAUCCGCGCAGUCGCGUUGUUCAGGACUACUCCGACGUUUUCUGAUCUGACAGACUGUGUCGGCAGUGAGAUGAGGAAAGCUUGGGGAAAUUAG